This is a messenger RNA of Peronospora belbahrii, 4716 nucleotides long. NCBI's taxonomy places the organism in Eukaryota, Oomycota, Peronosporomycetes, Peronosporales, Peronosporaceae. The record is from the annotation of a GenBank genome assembly.
AUGAGCAGCCAUUUGCAGCAACAAGUAGCGGUUUUCCAAUCUCCUCCUAUGACAGUGCAACGACAACGUCGACGUCGUGUAAAUGUGCAGCCUUUAUCCCAUAAGAACGUGAUUUUGAGUCGAGGAAUUGUAUUAUUUGAUCCAAUGAAUGUUACGUCAAGUAUGGGGUCCAAGUCACCAUUGAUCGUAGUUGAACAAGCGGUAGAUAAUCAGAAUAAUGACAAGGAUGAUACAAGUGACGCAAAAGCAGAAGAAGAAGAAGAAGAAGAAGAAGAAGGAGUGAAGGAAGAAAAGGAAGAGGAGGAAGAACAGGAAGCGGAGAAUCAAGAAGAGGAUGUCGUUGUAGACUUCGAGUCUUUAGCUACAAAGCAAGCUAGAGUACGAGCUCAUGUGAUUGAAGAGAUUUGUGAGACAGAAAAGAGUUACGUGAGUGAUAUUCGUGCACUGAAUGACCAUUACAUUGUAGCGUUGGAAGAGAAAGCACAUCCAAUUAUGGAAGAUGCACAGAUUGCUGUUUUCUUUAACAACUUGAGACAUCUUGUUAUGCUGAAUUCCAAGCUACUUACCGACCUCCAGGCAAUUGGGAAUCGUCCACCUGUAUCUUUGCCGUUGAAAAAAUACAUUGAAAGAUCAGCUACGAGUGGAAAACGUAAGAAAAGCAGUGCCAGUCCACUUGCAACGCAAUGUGAAGAUGAAGGGGUUGGCGCUGUGUUUUGUCGAUAUGCGCCGCUCUUUAAGCUUUACAAAGGAUACGUCAAAGAUUACGAAGAGGUGGCAGCUCUACUGCAGAAUUUUGGACGCGACGCUCGUUUAGGUUUUUCAAGCUUUCUAGAAACCUGUCGAGCAAAAAGCGGUUCAUUGAAGCCGUUUGAGAGCCUACUGAUUAUGCCGAUCCAGCGCAUCCCUCGUUACAAGCUACUGCUAGAGCGCCUGUGCGAGCUUACGCCAUUUGAACACCCCGAUGCAGCUUUUCUUACAGAGGCAGUAAAUCGGAUACGCAGUGCAGCAUCACUGCUCAACGAGACUGUACGUCACCAAGAAAAUCUAGAAAUUGUGCUACAGGCUCAGCAAAAAUUUGCGGGCCAGCUUUCGCUAUUUACGGCGGACAGACGAUUACUGAAAUCAGGCAAAUUAACCAAAAUGUCCACGAAACGACAGGAAGAUGUCAUGAUUCAUCUGUUUAACGAUAUUCUGCUAUAUAGUGGUGUGCUGAUUACUGGUGGCUAUCGCGUGCGACGAAUUGUUCACUUAUGCUCUAAGGCUGUCGGCGUCAAAACGGAACUACCCGCAUCGGUCCAAGCACUUUUUGACCAGCAAUCAAAACGCCGCGCGGGCAAGGACUGCGGCUUUGUCGUUACUAGUCGAGAAAAGACCUUUAUUUUGUUUGCAGAGACCCAAGAGAUACAGCGUGAGUGGGUCGAAGCCAUUUCGAGUGCUGUAACGGACGCACAAAAGCAGAAGCAUAGUAGAGAUGGUGAAGCUGGUGACGGCGAUGGGAAUCAUCUUGGAGCGUGUGAGGGACCCGCCGACGCAGCCGCUUUAUGGGUUCCUGAUGAUGUUGCUGGUUCGUGCAAUAUUUGCAAUGCUUCUUUCCGUGCGUACUAUCGAAGAAGACAUCAUUGUCGUCGAUGUGGAACGGUGGUAUGCGAUACUUGCUCUUUAGGACGUGCCCCGUUAUUUGUUGGUGAGUCAUCACGAGCUGAACGUGUCUGCAAUCCUUGCUUCAAAGUCCUUGAUUUAGUGCGUCAAACUGCACUGCAUUGGCUAUCACGGGUUGUGGAAUUUCGUGGCGUACUGCGCCGUCGACGGUCUAAGAAGUGGACUGAGCAUUAUUACGAACUUCGGGCAGGUGUACUGAAACAGUUUUUGCUCGAAACAGUACCAGCAGGUGCGGCGCCAGGUGACCAGAACAGUACCGCUGCCGGGUUUAACAAUUCUGGAAACGGAGAAUUGGUGGUUGCUGGAGGCACAGCAAAUAGUAACACUCUUCGGUGCUGCACCGACGAGCUGUCUCUUGCCGGUGCUAUCGUAAUCCACCGGUCCGACAGUCGGGCACACAAGAACCGAUUUUGCUUUCAAAUUUCAACUGCUGAGUAUGAUGAGUCGCAGUCGAAUGUUAAAGUGGACGACAGUGAAAAUGGUCAGCAGCGCAAAACAAGUCCAAAGCAUCUAAACCAAGCUGCAGCUCGGACUAAAACCAAGGCUUCUCCGUUUAGACAAGCUGCCAAUUGCUUUGGUCUUCGACGUGAGCCUGCAAUUUCUCAUGUAAGCUCCGGUUCCUCCGGUGAAAAGACUACCUCGAUUGUUUCGCCCUUGCCGAUUCACCUGGCACCAUCUUCGUCACCAAACUCGUCGUCUUUGUCGAAGAAUGCUGCAUUACAUGAGAAUGAGUGGAUCUUGUGUGCUACGACUAUACAAGAAGAAGUGGCAUGGCGUGUUGCAGUUCAGAGUUCUGCGGACAAGGCAUUGCAUCGCAUGCGACGUUCUCGCGUCACCGACUUUUCAGGUUCACUUUUACAGAGCGGCAUUCUAAGUUUGAGUAUUAGUGUGCCACAAAACAGUAUACGGGCCUCGAUGUCGGCAAUUUCUAACUCCAGUUUUAUUGGUACGAUUGGAAGGCGACGCAUGUCUUCCCUUGAUCGUAGCCCAUCCACGGACGCCGAGCUGUCACUGGAGCUUGCCCAUGCUGCAGGAGCGGAUCGUGACGCAUAUUUGCUAGAGCACCGUCGCCGCCAAAUUUUGAAGGAAAUUAUUCGCUCUGAGGAAAGCUAUGUCGAAUGCGUAGGUGAGUGUAUUCGCUUGUUUGUUCAGCCUCUGCUACUACGGCAGCUUGAAGGCCGGAAAAUGCAUCGACGUCGCCAAAACAAGCGCAGGCGAUCCCUCCACCCAGGGCUUGGAGUUUCUUUGACUACUUCUGCUCGAGUUAGCGGAGACUACCGUCGACCAGCAAGCAGCAGCUGUGUUGGAGCUAGUCUGACGCGACGUGGUGGUAGUAGCAACAGCUUACAAACAGUGCUGAAUGCUUCCUACAGUGUAGCAGCAGCAGCGUCGUCGUCGUUAUCGACAGCCUCUGCCCCAGCACCCAAGAUACUGGUGAUGGACGCUGAUCUAUCUAUCUUUUUCAGCAGUGUAGAUCAAAUUUAUACGCUCAAUCAGCAACUUCUUGACCAUUUAUCGCGACACCUAGAAGAAACCAGCGCAGUAUCAAUGUUAUCAUCUUCAGUUGACAAUGGCCAAGAGAAGCAGCGCGAAGCUGAACCGCCUGAUUUUCUUGGAGUACGCGUGCAUCGGGCCGGAGCCAUCUUUCACGCCUAUGCACCUUUAAUGCAAUUGUACACCUCGUAUGCGAGCCGUCACAGCGCGGCAUUAAUUGCAUUGGACUCGCCCCAAUUUGCUGGAUUUCUUCGUGAAUUGCCUCCUGAGGCGGAUGUAAACCGUUUAAGGCGCUACCUGAACAUGCCCAUGGAGCGGAUUCCGCGUUACAAAAUGCUUCUUCAAGAGCUAUUAGGGUCUACUCCACCCGAGCAUAUAGAUUUUGUACCGCUGCAAUCAGCGAUCAAAAGUGUGGACCGAGUGGCGAACAAGAUUGAAGAGAUUAACGAGAUACGUGAGAAUGCACGCACUCUUGCGACUGUGAGUGCAAAGGUAGGGAUUGAUCUCAACGGCCGACAUUUUGUUCGAGACGGAAUGCUGCGCAAAGUGUGUCGUAGCAAGGUACAGACAUACUACUUUGUGCUGCUGGAGGACGCGAUGGUAUAUGGGCGUCAAGGUGGUCUUCACAAGAAGAAGUUCCACUUGCUUGAUCUUUGGGAGUGCAAGGUGGCGGAUGAUACGGAGAAAAUGCCAGGUGCCAUUACGACUGUCGUGAACUCAAACAACGCCUUCUGCUUCUAUUCGCCUCUGAAGUCUUUCAUCUUGCUGGCAGAAUCAGAGGAAGACAAAAUUGAAUGGACUACCGAUAUUCGCAAAUGCAUUGACCGAAAUCUCAGUGGCAAGACUCAUCCACGUCGCACGAGCCUUCGUUCGGAGCUACUAACGGACAACGACGACGAUACUUCAAGUGGCUACGAGUUUGACGGAGGAUUUGCGAUCAAAAACGGUUGGUUGAACGUUUCUGGCGGUGCUGUGGUGAAUGUUUCUGGUGAGAGCAGCACGACAUCCAGUUUAACUACGAGCAGUAAUGCUGGCAAAAAAACUCGAAGAUUGUGGAUCACACUGACAUUGCAAACCAUCUCAUUGGGCUCCACGUUUAAAACCGCGCAGCCUGAGGAGAUCAUUCCCAUCGAGUUGUGCGAGGUAGUUCCUCUCAAGAAUGAAACGUGCUUUCGUCUGCAGUAUCUGAUCGACACGAAGACGCGCACGCAAACGACGUAUGUGUUCGAGGCCCUGUCUCAGGCAGAGAAAGAGGAAUGGGUCCGGGCGUUGACCCAUUGCAUCUCAGGGGGCGAUGAGCUGGCUUUACGUCGUCGUAGCCUCAAGAGGGCGACGCUAGCUCCAAUCUUUAUGUUCGAUAAGGUUUCAAAUGUCUGUACCAUCUGCACGCACACUUUUGCAGUAUAUCGACCACGUCACCACUGCAGAUUAUGCGGGUCGCUUGUUUGCGGUAAUUGUUCGAAACGACGGUGGACCCUGUCAUACAGCAUGAGUAAGAAGGCCUCGCGUGUUUGUGAUAGCUGCGCUUUAUCGGCCACGAGGACGUUUUCUGCCGAAGUAUGA